AACACCAAUUUCUGCAUUCGCUACCGCCACCCAGGGUAUCACGAACCCAAGUAGCAAGAGCAAGCGCAUUUUGUCCACCGCUGGCCGGCUCCCAGCAGGAGUAAGAUAGCAAAAGGGCUUAGACCAUGCUGCUCCGCAGGGCCGCCCGGCGCCUCCGCCCGCAAACGCGCGGCCUAUCGGCGAUGCCGACGAGUUUCGCCGACUACGCGGAGGCCGACGAGACGAUGCAGGACUACGCGGGCAACGUCCGGCGCCUCGGCCGGCUCUUGGGCGAGCGAGUCGCGGCGAACCAGGAGGGCGCAACGGUAGUGGCCGUCGUCGAGCGCUUCCGCCACCAUGCCAAAAAAUAUCGCGACGCCCGCGAGGCCGGCCACGAGGCCGAGGCGGCGCAGACCUUCGAGAGCAUGGCGAACGAGAUCGCGUCGCUCGCGCCGGGGACGUUACGGGACGUCGCGCGGAGCUUCGCGCACUUCCUCGCGCUGUCGAACGCCGCCGAACAAGAACAUCGCGUCCGGCGCCUCGAGGCGCACCGCGGCGACGGCGCGCCCUUGUACCCGGGCAAAACCGACAGCUGCGCGGGCACGCUGGAUUAUCUGCUCGACGAGGAGCACGUCGAUAUGACCAAGAUCGAGGCCGCCCUCGCGUCGCAGCAACUGGAGAUCGUCCUGACGGCGCACCCGACGGAGGUGAAUAGAAGAACCAUUCUCUCGAAGCACCGGCGCGUCGCCGAGUUACUUGCAAAAAGGCCGGACACGCAAGGUUAUGAGAGGAAUGAGGUCGAUCGGGAACUAGCGGGCGUGGUCAGCGCCUUGUGGGGGUCGGAUGAACUGCGCCGCGCGAAGCCGUCGCCGCAGCAGGAGGCGCGAGGUGGGUUAGCGGUCGUCGAGACGUCGCUCUGGGAGGCCUUGCCCGACUUCCUGCGGCGCCUGGACGCGACCCUCAAGGCGCGUGGCGGCCGCCUCCCCCUCACGUCGGCACCGGUGCGACUGGCCUCGUGGAUGGGCGGCGACCGCGACGGGAAUCCCAACGUCACGGCGCCGGUGACGCGGGAGACGGUGGCGGCGCAGCGGCGCAUGGCCGCCGGACUCCUCUUGGUGGAGCUCGACGCGUUGCGCACGGAUUUGAGCAUGAAGCAGUGCACCGCUCCGGUGACGCAGCUCGCGGAGGAGUCGGGCGCGCCUUCACUAGAAAAAUUGGACGCGCCAUACAAGGCUAUCUUGGACGGCCUCGUGGGGCGGUUGCGCGCGACGGUGGCCUGGGCCGAUAACGAAUUGAGUUCUGACAACGCGCUGAAGGACUUCCCGAAGGAAAGCCGGAACUCCCUCGCGUCGCGCUUCGGGCGCGUGGCCAAGGCCGACGGCGUCAAGGGCAAGGCGCCCCUCUUCGACGAGAGCGAGCUGCUCGAGCCGUUGCAGGCGAUGCACGCGUCGCUGUGUGCCACGGGCUUCGAGGACUGGGCGGAGGGACGAUUGGUCGACACGAUCCGGAGGGUGGGCGCGUUCGGGUUGCAAUUAGCCCCGUUAGACGUCCGGCAGGAGUCGACGCGCCACGCGAACGCGAUUGAUGCAUUACGAGCGUUCGCGGGCGUGGGCGAAGCCGGAAGCUACAUCGCCAUGUCCGACGACGAGAAGGUCGCGUACCUGUCGCAGGAGCUAUCAACGAAUAGGCCUUUACUGAGACGAGGCCAGCUCGAGGAGCUGGUGAAGGGCGACUUCAUUCCCGAUGCGGUGGAUAGGGACGUCCUCGCGACGGCGCUGGUGGUUGCCGAGGCGCCUCCGAAUAGUUUUGGGGCCUAUGUCAUCUCGCAGGCGACGUCCGCCGCCGACGUCUUGGCUGUUGAACUACUGUUAGCGGAAGCCGGAGCCGGCGCGGACCGCCCGAACUGCAAGCGCAUCGUGCCGCUCUUCGAGACGCUAGACGACUUGACCAAUGGUCCUUCAUCAUUAGAAAAGCUCUUUUCGAGCGAAGGCUAUUUGGAGAGGGUGCAGCACCGCCAGGAGAUCAUGGUCGGCUACUCCGAUUCAGCAAAGGACGCCGGUCGAUUGGCGGCCUGGUGGGCCCAGUACGAGGGCCAGGAGAAGAUGUUGGCCGUGUGCCAACAGUUCGGGGUCGAGCCGACGUUCUUCCACGGCAAAGGCGGCACGGUUGGUAGAGGGGGCAACCCCGAAACGUAUCGGGCUAUUUUAGCCCACCCGCCGGACACGAUCCAGGGGCGGUUUCGGGUCACAGAACAGGGCGAGAUGAUCACGUUCAAUUUCGGCGAGCCCAAGAUCGCGGAACGGACGCUAGACAUCUUCACGGCGGCGAUUCUGCGAGAUCAUGUCGGUUCUUCCGAAGAGCGGAAAGUGGAGGAUAAGUGGCGCCAGACGAUGGCCAAGCUCUCGAAGCUGUCGUGUGCCGCGUACCGGAAAGUGGUCCGAGAAACGCCGGACUUCGUGCCGUUCUUCCGCAAGGCCACACCCGAGCUCGAACUGGCCGCGUUGAACGUCGGUUCUCGACCGGCGAAAAGGAACCCCACGGGCGGCGUCGAAUCUCUGAGAGCGAUCCCCUGGAUUUUUGCGUGGGAACAAACUAGAUUAUCGUUGCCCGCGUGGCUCGGGAUCGGCGAGGGCUUCGACGGCGUGCAGCCGGAGGAACUCACGGACAUGUACGACAAGUGGCCCUGGUUCCGGACCAACGUCGAUCUCAUCGAAACGACAUUAGCAAAGACGGAGCCGGGCAUCGCGGCGCAUUACGAGAAGUUACUCGUCGAUGACGCCAAUCUGGAUGCGCUGGGUUCUGAUUUACGGGAGCGGCUCAAAACGACAACCGAGGCGGUCUUGCGCGUGUCGGGACGCGACUCGCCGGCGGACGACAAUAUUAUACUACAAAGAGCGUUGAGGCUGCGCAACCCGUACGUCGACGUGCUCAACCUCUUACAAGCCGAGUUACUACAGCGCAAGCGCACGAUCGCGAAGCUCGCGCCGCCCGGCAGCGCGGCCGACGACGAGGCUCUAGAUGAUGCGUUGCUCGUGACGAUCAACGGCAUCGCGGCCGGCAUGCAGAAGAGCGGCUAGAUAUCAUAUAUCCCCUCGCGCGCGUUUCUGCAGCCGCUCGUGCCUGACGCUCAUCGUACAUACCCCUUCUACAUAAGAAAUCUGUCCAGUCUG
Molecule: messenger RNA, 3149 nt
Organism: Pelagomonas calceolata
Lineage: Eukaryota; Pelagophyceae; Pelagomonadales; Pelagomonadaceae
Source: the annotation of a GenBank genome assembly